Molecule: messenger RNA, 1374 nt
Organism: Alternaria incomplexa
Lineage: Eukaryota; Fungi; Ascomycota; Dothideomycetes; Pleosporales; Pleosporaceae
Exons: 3
Coding region: 1-1374 (457 amino acids)
Biological process (GO): oxalate metabolic process
Source: RefSeq, a predicted model, not a curated record
AUGCAUCUUCCGUCGUUACUGGUCGCGCUUGGCGUAUGUGGUGCCGUGGCUGCGCCACUGGAGCAACAACAACCGCUGGCUGGCAGUGCGCGACACCACGCAGGACCUAACAAAGUCUUCAACCCGUACAAGCCUGGCAACAAUGAUCCAUUUGACAAGAAGAUUGAUUCACAAGGCGACAAGCUUCAGCCACUGCCCUACCGCAAUGGUGACGGAGCGAGUGUUCUAGGGCCUCGCAACCGAGCGCGCGAACGACAAAACCCAGAUCUCGUCCGCCCACCCAGCACCGACCAUGGCGCGAUCCCCAACAUGCGAUGGUCCUUUGCCGACUCGCAUAUCCGUAUCGAGGAGGGUGGCUGGACGCGCGAGACGACUGUUCGCGAGCUGGGUACUAGCAAGGAGCUAGCCGGCGUGAACAUGCGUCUUGAGGAAGGCGUCAUUCGUGAACUCCACUGGCACAAGGAAGCCGAAUGGGCAUAUGUCCUCGAAGGCAAGGUCCGCAUCACUGCUCUCGAUCCUGAAGGUGGCUCUUUCGUCGAUGACCUAGAGAAGGGUGACCUAUGGUACUUCCCCUCUGGCCAUCCUCACUCGCUGCAAGGCCUGAGCCCUAAUGGCACCGAGUUCCUACUCGUGUUCGACGAUGGCAACUUCUCUGAAGACUCUACCUUCUUGCUCACCGACUGGAUGAGACUGACUCCCAAGUCCGUCUUGGGUGAGAACUUCCGCGUUUCGCCAGAAGUCUUCAAGGCGAUCCCCGAGAAGGAAAAGUACAUCUUCCAGGGCUCAGAGCCCGGUCCCAUCGACGAUGAGGUUCCAAGUGGCGGCAAGGGAUACAAGAAGUCGAAGAUCCAAUUUACCCACAAGAUGCUUGCUCAGGAGCCUGUCAACACGACUGGUGGUCAAGUCCGCAUCACCGAUUCGACAAACUUUCCCAUUUCCAAGACUGUCGCUGCAGCACACUUGAGCAUUCAGCCUGGCGCAAUCCGCGAGAUGCAUUGGCACCCCAACGCAGACGAAUGGUCCUUCUUCAUCGCUGGCCGCGCCCGCGUAACGAUCUUCGCCGCCAAAGGCACAGCGCGCACAUUCGACUUCCAAGCCGGCGACGUAGGCGUCAUCCCUCGCAACAUGGGCCACUUCAUCGAGAACCUGUCUGACGAUGAGGACGUCGAGGUGCUCGAAAUCUUCCGUACAGACAAGUACCAGGACUUUAGCUUGUUCCAGUGGCUUGGCGAGACGCCGCAGAGACUUGUCCGGGAACACUUGUUUGCGAAUAGUCCUAAAGAGGCGGAAGAAUUUGCCAAGGCGAUUCGUGAUGCGGAAGAGGAUCCUAUCAAGGAUACUGAGGUUGAUGAGGAGGAUAAGGAGGAGUUGUAG